Malania oleifera is the source of this 997-nucleotide messenger RNA. RefSeq names its product ubiquitin-conjugating enzyme E2 27. Gene Ontology annotation, molecular function: protein binding. Lineage: Eukaryota; Viridiplantae; Streptophyta; Magnoliopsida; Santalales; Ximeniaceae. The transcript is spliced from 5 exons. The coding region runs from base 176 to 760 and encodes 194 amino acids. The record is from RefSeq and is a predicted model, not a curated record.
AAACAAAUAUUUAAUGUAAUUUAAUUUAAUAAAAUUAAAUUUCUCUCUCUCUAAAAAGCGAGCCUAAGCACCAGACUGUGAGUAAAAAACUCACCUUCAGCUCAAUCGAUUCGAUUCCUUUUCCCUCCUAGGGUUCGUCUUCUCUCUAUCUCGCUCUCUCUCUCUGCGAUCGAAGAUGGUGGACUUCGCCCGCGUGCAGAAGGAACUGCAAGAAUGCAACAGGGACGUCGACGUUUCCGGCAUAAGCGUGAAGCCCAAGGCCGACAAUCUCACGCGCCUCGUCGGCACGAUUCCAGGCCCCGUCGGCACUCCCUACGAAGGCGGCACUUUCACCAUCGAUAUCGCCUUGCCUGAUGGAUAUCCUUUCGAGCCUCCUAAAAUGCAAUUUGCCACAAAAGUUUGGCACCCUAAUAUCAGCAGUCAAAGUGGAGCUAUCUGCCUGGACAUUCUGAAGGACCAAUGGAGUCCAGCACUUACUCUCAAAACAGCCCUUCUUUCUAUACAAGCAUUACUCUCUUCCCCUGAACCAGAUGAUCCACAAGAUGCUGUGGUAGCACAACAGUACCGUAGGGAGUAUCAGACCUUCGUUGGCACAGCUCGGUACUGGACGGAAACCUUUGCCAAGGCAUCAUCUCUUGGUGAUGAAGAAAAGGUGCAAAGACUUGUGGAAAUGGGCUUCUCCGAAAGUUUAGUGAGGAACACACUGAAAGAUGUUGGUGGUGAUGAAAACAUGGCUCUUGAAAAGCUGUUAUCUGCUUAAUUUUGGGAGCGUUUGUGCCCUCAUGGAGACUUCCAAUUAUACAGACAAGAUUAAUUUGCAUAUAAGCUUUUAAUAUCUGGUCUAGCUUUCUUUAGCAAUUGUAUCUUUGUCCAGACUGCUGCUUCAACCCUCAAGGGCAAGUCUUCUAAUGUCAUUCUUCAAUCUCAAUGGCAUGUAAUUGACAAACAAAUCUUGCUCUUUUGGUAUGGAAAGUCCCUGACAAAUUUCAACAGGAAA